CCGCACGGUGGCGUCCGCGAUCUGUUCUCUGUAUAACCAGCGCUCUGUGGAUCUCGACGAUGAAAUUGACAUUCAAAAAUAGCACCUUCUGUGCUUCUAACAUCGCUAAAACAUCAAGUAGAAGAAAACCAAUUAGUCGUCAGUCCUGGCACUCAUCAUAGUGGUCCCUGGCGUCCCGUCUGUGUGUGUGAGCGCUGGUUCUGAUGAGGUUUUCUCGCUCUGAGCGAUGACUGUCCCAGCUCUCCAGAACAGCGCGGUGUUCUACAGGCGCGUGCUCAGCCGCUUCCCGCAGGACUUCAGCCUGGCGUUCGCGUACGGGUCCGCGGUGUUCAGACAGACCGGAGCUCCGACGGGGAAGAACAUGCUGGACUUUGUGUUUGCUGUGGACGACCCUGUCACGUGGCACACCAUGAACCUCAUCGAGAACCGGAAGCAUUACUCUUUCCUCAGAUACCUGGGACCCAAACACAUCAGCAGCAUUCAGACUGACUAUGGUGCUGGAGUCUACUUCAACACCCUUGUCCCGGCUGAAGACAGGGUGAUCAAGUACGGUGUGAUCAGCACAGACGCUCUGAUCGAAGACCUACUCCACUGGAAAACCCUGUAUGUAGCAGGCAGACUACACAAACCUGUUCGGAUUCUGCUCCAGAGUGAGCCUGGAAAACUGCGGGACGCUCUCGUAGGGAAUCUGAAGAGUGCCGUGAUCGCUUCGUUUCUCAUGCUGCCAGAGAGUUUCUCAGAGGAAGACCUGUUCCUGCAGAUAGCAGGCUUGUCCUACUCUGGGGAUUUCAGGAUGGUGAUCGGUGAGGAUAAAUCCAAGGUUUCCAACAUCGUGAGAGAGAACAUGACGCAUUUCCGGAAGUUAUAUAACAAUAUUCUUCAGGAGUGCCCUCAGGUGGUGUACAAGCCUCAUCAGGGCCGGCUGGAGGUGGACAAAAGCCCGGAGGGUCAGUUCACGCAGCUCAUGGCUCUUCCUCGCACUCUCCAGCAGCAGAUCACGCGUCUGGUGGAGCGUCCCGGGAAGAACCGAGACGUGGAGGAGAUCCUGCUGCAGGUGGCACAGGACCCUGACUGUGGCUCCGCCGUGCAGCAAGGCAUUGCGUCAAUCGUGAAAGCCUCCAGUAUAACACAGAGUGCCAAAGGAAUAGCCACCGCUGGUCUCGUCAAAACCGUGUCCUACAGCGCGAAGAAGCUGCAGAAGAUGUGGCGAGGCUGGCGCAGAAGAGCCUCGUGACAUAGUCUUAUUUAUUCACAAUCGACUAAUGACUGAAGCAGUGAUUCAUUCUCCAAUGCACAAUAUUCCUGAGAAAACGUCAAUAAAGGUUUUUAAGUGUGA
Molecule: messenger RNA, 1336 nt
Organism: Carassius carassius (crucian carp)
Lineage: Eukaryota; Metazoa; Chordata; Actinopteri; Cypriniformes; Cyprinidae
Gene: tamm41
Product: TAM41 mitochondrial translocator assembly and maintenance homolog
Exons: 8
Coding region: 227-1234 (335 amino acids)
Biological process (GO): cardiolipin biosynthetic process; CDP-diacylglycerol biosynthetic process
Cellular component (GO): mitochondrion
Molecular function (GO): protein binding; phosphatidate cytidylyltransferase activity
Source: RefSeq, a predicted model, not a curated record